Molecule: messenger RNA, 1953 nt
Organism: Fraxinus pennsylvanica
Lineage: Eukaryota; Viridiplantae; Streptophyta; Magnoliopsida; Lamiales; Oleaceae
Source: the annotation of a GenBank genome assembly
AUGGCAACACGAAUUGGUUCUUUUGACACAACUCAAAUGGAGAACCUUUACACCCCGUCGAAAAUUCACUCCCAGCACCAGCAACCCGGUUCAAUCUCAAAGGUCAGAGUCAUCAUCAGAGUCCGGCCUUUCCUCCCUCAUGAAAUUUCCUCAACAAAUGCCUAUCCCAUCUCUUGUAUUUCUCUUCUUAACUCGGAAUCUGAGACAUUUGGUGAUGAAGUUACUGUUCAUCUCCAAGAUCCAGAAACCAGUCGAAAUGAGUGUUACAAAUUGGAUGCAUUUUUUGGGCAAGAAGACAAGAAUGUGAGCGAAAUUUUUCAGAGAGAAGUGAGUCCUUUGAUUCCAGGAAUUUUUGAGGGCUAUAAUGCAACAGUUUUUGCUUAUGGGGCUACUGGAAGUGGAAAGACUUACACGAUGCAGGGCAGUGAUGAGCUACCAGGUUUAAUGUCACUUUCCAUGUCCAAUAUUCUGUCUGCAUGUGAGAGAACAGGAAGUACCGUUGCAAUAUCAUACUAUGAAGUGUACCUGGACCGAUGUUAUGAUCUUUUAGAACUUAAAGAACAGGAGAUCGUGGUGUGGGAAGACAAAGAUGGUCAUGUUCAUCUUAAGGGGUUGGCUCAAGUUGAAGUUAACUCAAUGUCUUCAUUCCAUGAGAUUUUCUCUUGUGCUCUUCAGAGGCGAAAGGUUGCACGUACAGGCCUCAAUGAUGUAUCUAGCAGGAGCCAUGGGGUGCUUGUGAUUACAAUUUCCACCCCUUCUCGUGAUAGUGUUGGAAAUAUGAUAACUGGGAAGCUAAACCUCAUUGAUUUAGCAGGAAAUGAAGACAACAGAAGGACUUGCAAUGACGGAAUUCGUCUUCAAGAAAGUUCCAAGAUAAACCUGUCUUUGUUUGCACUCUCAAAUGUGAUUUAUGCACUAAAUAACGGCAUGUCCAGAAUACCUUAUCGAGAAAGCAAAUUGACGCGCAUAUUACAGGAUUCUCUUGGAGGGACAAGUCAUGCUCUUAUGGUCGCCUGCUUGAACCCAGGAGAGUACCAAGAAUCUGUUCAUACAGUUAGCUUGGCGGCUAGGUCUCGCCACAUUUCUAAUUCUGUAUCCUCAGCUCAGAAAAAUACGACUCCUAUGGUGAAAGUUGACAUGGAGGCUAAGCUUCGUGCCUGGCUAGAAUCAAAAGGCAAAACAAAAAGUGCUCAAAGAAUUGCUGGAUUACGUUCUCCAUUUACUGGUAGAACUCCUGUUUCUGUGAAUUCGGUAACGAAACUGAGUGCAAAUCUUCACUCCUCAGAAGCAAAGUUUGUUAGCAGCCAACGUAUUUCCAAUUUGAAACAGAGGGUUCCAUGCGUGGACAGUGGAAAUUUAUUUAACAAUGGAGAUUAUGUAGAUCCUUCUAUGCAAGCUCAAGACCUUGCUGCUGCUGAAACUAUGAAAGACAAGUCUGAUGCUCCAACUGAAGGGGGUGCAUUAGAAUCAGAUGAACCGGUGAACAAUGAGGAGAUGAAAAUAAUCAAUAGUCUCAACUCCAUUCAGUUGUCACCAGUUAGCAAGAGAUUUACAGGACUUUGUAGUCCUCAGAGAAAAGUUCUUUCUCCUAUUAACUCCAACGUGGACACGACAUAUUUGGUUCCUUCUGAUCCGAAGACUCCUAAGCCACAUUUCACUCCGUUAAAAGUAGAAAACAAAUUUCAAGGGGACUGCACCCCACUUGAUAAAUUUAACUCCCAGAGUUCUAACUUGAAGAGCUCUCUUGCGCAAGAGUACAUUGAAUUUUUGAAUGCAGCCAGCAGGGAGGAGCUCCUACAGUUGAAGGGAAUUGGACAAAAGAUGGCCAGUUACAUAAUCGAGCAAAGAGAAAUUAGCCCAUUGAAGUCGUUAAAUGACCUGGAAAAGAUAGGCCUUACAUCGAAACAGGUGCAUAACAUGUUUGGUAGGGCUGCAAGAGGAGUAUUUGAAUGA